AGUUUCAAUUCUACUCUGAGCAGUGCUACAACUAUGUUCGGUAAACAUACUCGCUUGAAUGUGACACAAAAUGGGCUCGCUGCUUGAUUUAGUCGUUUUGUCGUCCUUAAUAUUACGAUCAUGUUAUGCUGCUAACAUUUUAUUUCUAUCGGAAGUUCCAUCGCGAAGUCAUCAUCGAUGGCUUCGUAUAGUGGCUGAAGAGCUUGCUGCUAGAGGACAUAAUAUAACAUUUGCGUCAUGCGAUGCUGAAAAACCGCAGCAUAACAUACACUUCAUUCACAUGGAAAAAGUGUACGAAACUGUUGAGGCCUCGUCGGAUACAAAUUUUGACAUUUUCGACAUUGGUUUCACGAACGUGAUCCUUCAAUAUUUCGAUACGCCAGAAUUAACUAUCGCAGUUUGUGAGGGCCUGACAAAGUCUAAUGGAUGGCAACAGCUGAACAGCUACCCCAAUGAUUUUAAGUUCGACCUGUUGAUUCACGAUUACAUGACCGGAGGCUGUCUACUGUCGUUCGGUAAAAAGUUCAACAAUCCACCAGUGGUGUCGAUGACAGCGUUCCGAGACAAUUCAAUUUUUCAUCGCAAAACAAAGACGGCCACCAUACCAGCAAGGAACACAUUACCAUAUUUUCAUCGGCAGAUUCCGGGAUCGUUUGCUGAACGGAUCGUCAAUUUUGUGAUGCACAUGUGCGAGAGCCUCAUAUGGAAUUAUUACACGUUCCCGAAGCUAGCGAAAAUUAUUCACGAGACAAAUUCGUUCAAUUAUUUAGUUUCGGCUACUGACGACGAACCUGAUCCAGCCAUUUAUUUGACAAACUACGAACCAGUGGUAGAUGAAGCUCAACAAUUACCACCGAAUGUGAUUGGCGUUGGUGGAUUACAGAUUAAGAAGCCGUCUCCGCUACCGAAUGAACUACGAGAAGUUGCUGACAGGGCGAGCAAUGGAUUGAUAUUGUUUUCAUUGGGAACGAAUGCGAAUACUCAGGAAUUGGGAGAGUCAAUCGUACAGAAUAUUUUGGAGGUCUUUACGAUUUUUCCCGAGUUCACAUUCUUUUGGAAAAUGGAUCUGGAAGGUGACGAUAUUCGGAUACCUGACAACGUAGUUAUUCGUAAAUGGUUCCCACAAAAUGAUGUUCUAGCCCACAAAAAUACAAAACUGUUUAUUACGCAUGGUGGUCUUAUGAGCACACAGGAGGCCAUAUGGCAUGGAGUUCCUAUGCUAGGAAUACCAUUGUUUUUCGAUCAAUAUUCGAACAUUCACAAAGCGGUGGACAAAGGAAUAGCAGAAGUACUGUACGUCAGCGACAUAUCGAUCGAGAAUCUUUGCGAAAAAAUUCUUCUCAUGACGGAGAAUCCACAGUAUAAAGAAAAAAUUCGAAUCUAUUCGAACGCUUUCCGUGAUCAAAAGGAAACGCCGUUAGAGCGCGCUGUAUGGUGGAUCGAAUGGACGAUGCGUCAUCCGGCGAAAACUGUGUUGCAGGGUUAUGGUAGAGAUUUGAAUUUUUUUCAAAUCGAAUCUAUGGAUGUCAUUGGUUUUGUGACGAUCGUCAUUGGACUAUUAGUUUUUCUAUUUUUGAUGUUAGUCACAAAAUGUGUUCGUUAUGCAUUGAAGAGAACUGGCAUUAUAAGUUCGGGAAAGAUAAAUAAACGAUAAGUAAAAGAGAAUCUAAAAAUUGCAAACAAAUUGUCGCAUGAAGUCACCGGAACACUAAUCAGUUUUUACCAUAGGCCCAACUGCUAGGCGAUGAAGCCAAAGUCUUAAGGACAUGACCAAAUAAAC
Messenger RNA from Bradysia coprophila, 1780 nucleotides. Its product is annotated as UDP-glucosyltransferase 2-like. Gene Ontology annotation, molecular function: UDP-glycosyltransferase activity. Lineage: Eukaryota; Metazoa; Arthropoda; Insecta; Diptera; Sciaridae. The record is from RefSeq and is a predicted model, not a curated record.